CUUGCCUCUCUGUAGAGUGAGCAGAUAGACCUCCUGGCAGAAACUAUGAAUUCGAGGAGCUCAUGGGAAAUGGACCCCAAGCUACUCUUAGUCCUCCUCUUCCUUCUCCUCCUGGGCCCCUCUCAUUCCCAAGCUCCCUGUGAGACCCAUAAAGUGGAUAGCAAGCUGGAGAUCAACUGUGAAUCCCUUGGUCUGAAGUCUGUGCCGUUGAAGCUGCCCCCAGACACUACUAAUCUCUUUCUUCAGAAUAAUGGUCUGAAAUCCUUCUUCACUUCUUCCCUCAGUCUUCUAACCCAACUCACUGAGCUCAAAUUAGCUAAAAAUAGUAUAAGUGUCUUGCAGGCAGAUGGGAAACUUCCACUCCUCUCAAGCCUGGAUCUCUCUGAUAAUGACCUACAGAAGCUUCCCCAAUUAGGGCCGUCUCUCCCCUCUCUCACAUUGCUUGACCUCUCCAGAAAUGCCCUAGAAUCUCUGUCUCCACAAGCUCUGACUGGUCUGGAUUCCUUAGAGAACCUCGACCUUCAAGGCAACAAGCUGAGGGAUCUGCCCCCAGGGUUUCUGAAAGGAACACCCAAACUCCAGAAGCUGAACCUGGCAAACAAUUACCUACACCAUCUGUCAGCAGACCUGUUGGCAGGCCUCGACAAUCUAAACACCCUCUUCCUCCAGAAUAACCUGCUCUCUCUCCUUCCCCCUGGCUUCUUCGGGACCCUUCUCCUGCCUUAUGUCUUCCUCCAUUCCAAUCCAUGGAACUGCAACUGUGAACUUCAAUACCUCCGUCGUUGGCUACAGGAAAAUAAGGGGAAUGUCUACCUCUGGCAGCAAGGUGUGGAUGUCAGGAUCAUGACUCCAGAUGUUGAGAGUGUGCAGUGUGAGACUCCCUCUAGGACACCUGUCUACACCUUCUCUGCAAAUUGUCCCAUCUCUAGGGAUUAUGAUUAUGACCAAUAUGACUAUGAUGGGCCAACUAGGAGAGGGGUCCUAGAAACUGAAACUACCAGUAGUUCGACCGCCAUCUCCCCGGAGCAUUCCACAGUUCUUAGGAGCUCAAAAAUGACCAUGACACAACUCACCACAUCCCCAAUCACUUCAGAAAAAAACACGUUCCCAAGUACCCGAAGGUCUACCAUAUUCCCUAGCAGCUCAGAAACAACUCUGUCCCCAACAAUGCCAGAACCCACUAAGUUCCUGAUCUCCUCAGAAACUACCACGCUCCAUAUCACCCCCAUACCCACUGCAUUCUCAGAGAAUCUGGAAACAACCAGCUUCCCAACCUCUCCAGAAGCCACCGCAUCUGUAGUAACCUUAGAAAAAACCACCUUCCCAAAUGCCCAGAGGUCCACCAUAUUCCUUAACAACCCAGAAACAACUGUGUUCCCAACUAUGCCAGAACUCACUAGGUUCCCAGAAACUACUACACUUCAGAUCACUCCAGAAAAUACCACAUUCCCAGCUACCCAAGGGUCAACCAUAUUCCCAAACAGCCCAGAAACUACUAUGUUUACAAUGCCAGAAUCCACUACAUUCUCAGAGAAUCUGGAAACGACUGGGUUCCUGUCUCUAGAAGCCACCACAUCCCCAGUAACCUCAGAAAAAGCCAUGCUCCAAACCACCCCAGAAUUUGUCAUACCAAACACAAAUUCCACUGCACAGACCUCUUCCAUGCCUGUUACCUUCCCCAGUCUCUCUUCAACUUUAACCCUCCUGAAGUCCACUAUCUCCCCACCAAAUGAAGUUGUGGCUCUAGGAAGCUUAGGGGAUCCCAGCGACUCCUCCCCUCCCCUUUCCAUCUCCUGCUGCCUUCUUUCUCGCAGGUUCUACAUCUUUGGAAUAGCGUGGAUUCUGGUCUCUUCCCUUGUUCUCACUCUCUUUUUAGCUCUUGCCCAGCCCCCACCUCACCUGCCAAGGACCCAUGCCUUUAUGGAAGACAUCUCCAAACCACAGGCCACUGUCCACCUUGAACUCCUUAAGGGCAAGCAGGUGAUAGUCCCUAGAGCUUGCCUCCUAUUUCUUCAGGGUUCAAUACCCUCCUUCCGAACUAGACUCUUUCUGUGGGUACGGUCCAGUGGCAGAGUGGGACCUCUGACUCUGAAGAGGAAACCAUCUGCCAUAAGCCUGGGUCGAGGGGAAGACCUGCUGGGGUCGGUCAGCAUCAGGUAUUCAGGACACAGCCUCUGA
Messenger RNA from Trichosurus vulpecula (common brushtail), 2178 nucleotides. It is a transcript of the gene GP1BA, whose product is annotated as glycoprotein Ib platelet subunit alpha. Bases 46 to 2178 code for a protein of 710 amino acids. NCBI's taxonomy places the organism in Eukaryota, Metazoa, Chordata, Mammalia, Diprotodontia, Phalangeridae. The transcript is spliced from 2 exons. The record is from RefSeq and is a predicted model, not a curated record. Gene Ontology annotation, molecular function: protein binding.